Messenger RNA from Meloidogyne enterolobii, 1592 nucleotides. NCBI's taxonomy places the organism in Eukaryota, Metazoa, Nematoda, Chromadorea, Rhabditida, Meloidogynidae. The record is from the annotation of a GenBank genome assembly.
UUGACAAUUUAAAUAUUAAAAUGCUUUUACGCAAUUUAAUUUUUAUUUUUUGGUUAAAAUUUGCCAGUUGCGGUCAUGGAAGCGCUGGUUAUGCAAACUAUGGAUACUGGGAUGCAAACGGAUACUGGGUCGAAGGAAGGGUUCCAAAUGAGCAAGGUCAUCCAAAUAAUGUAGAUGGAAACACUGACUGGAACCAAGGAUAUACUCAACACCAUGACACUUUUCAUCAUUUAGUUGGACAUAAACAUAAUCUAUCGCAAGACUAUGCCCCAAGUAAUUUUUAUGGAAACACUGAUUGGAACCAAGAUGGAAGCAAUGUUAAUCAUGAUUUUGAUGGAGUUGCUCAACAAUUUGGAACCUUACAUCUCCAUGGUGAUCCAAGUAAUGUAGUAUAUGCUGGAGGAUAUGGAGAUAAUAUUCCUAUCCAAACCUAUGGUCACACAAAAACAGGUGGAAGAGAUCAAAAACAUUCAGGUGACGCUUCUUCUUCAAGGUCCCGGGGAAAGCGAAUUAAACAGGAUAAUUCGCCGCAUGAAGGAUUGGGACAUGAAGGAGAAGGUGAUGAGGAGGUACAAGAGGAAGAAAGACAACAUAUGCCGCUCUCGAUUGAUCCGAAUGAAUCAAAACAAUACAGAGUGGAAAUUUAUCUUAAGCGAUUCGAUGGUGGCACUGUGUUACUCCUUGAACCUUGGAAAGGACGUGACAAGUAUUCAACCAUAGACAUAGAAAAAGUAUUGUCAAUCUUGAGAAUAGCUAAUGUUGAAUAUCGUCCUGUUGAAGACAUCGAAAAUCAUAAAAAGGAUCCUGAGCUAUAUGGAGACGUUUCAUUUAUAGAAGGAUCUGGCAAACUGAGAGCUGCUGAGGGUGAAACAAUCUCUACAAAGGUAUUAGCUGAUCGCAUCGCUGAUUGGAGUAACAGAGGAGGAAACAUUAGCAAAUGGAUGGUUCGAGGAAAAAAUUAUCAGAAUGAAAUAUUCGAACCUAUGUUUGAUGGCCAUAUAAUGGUUGUGCUUCACGAUAUUGGUGAGGAAGGGAAAGAGAGAUUUAGAAUUCAUUUUACAAUGGAUCGCCUAAACCUCUUUGAUUCGGUUAACAGGAAGAAUUAUUUUGUUAUAAUAGUAAACAAAGAAUUGGUUAUUAUACCUGAUGAAAAUGUUUGGAAUAGAGGGGAUACUUUACGAGGUACAAGAUGGAGGGAGGACAAGUUUUGUCCACAGAAACGUAGAAAAAUGGAGGUAUCUACUCGCCCAUUAACACUGUAUCAAAUCCUCAAUAUUGCUUACUACAAAGUAAUUGAUGGCCGUACUUCUGACGAUAAACCAAUACCCUUCAAAUGUCGUCAUUUUAGCUAUGAAUUCAUAACGGCUAUUGCUGCAGAUAAAUUUCAACCAAGAUUGCUCGUAUAUGAAAAUUGGCCAGAAAAUAUUACUUUUAUGGACAAUCAAGUUACAGCAAAGGAACGUAUAACAAAGCCGCAAUACCCUACUGCUUUUGAACACUCAUUUGAUAAAUUGACAGAACUUGCAAAAUUCAAUGAUUACGACAACAACAAAUAUACGCAAGCUAUUCCUAUUAUUCCUCCAAACCAUUAA